Ochotona princeps (American pika) is the source of this 1704-nucleotide messenger RNA. It is a transcript of the gene UBE2D1, whose product is annotated as ubiquitin conjugating enzyme E2 D1. Gene Ontology annotation, molecular function: ubiquitin conjugating enzyme activity. NCBI's taxonomy places the organism in Eukaryota, Metazoa, Chordata, Mammalia, Lagomorpha, Ochotonidae. The coding region runs from base 495 to 827 and encodes 110 amino acids. The record is from RefSeq and is a predicted model, not a curated record. Gene Ontology annotation, biological process: protein polyubiquitination; ubiquitin-dependent protein catabolic process. The transcript is spliced from 9 exons. Gene Ontology annotation, cellular component: nucleus.
AACAAAGCCCCCACAGAUGAAAUUAUUUAGGAACCCCUGGGUAGAGUGGCCUCCAGCUGAGAAGGAUGAUUCCUGGACAGCGUGGCCUCGAUUCUUCUUGUCAAUGACAGGGACAAGCAUUUGUUUAUAAGGAAUAGGAGAGAAGUUAAUGUGGCAAUCACAGGAGCAUCCCCAGCGGUACUUGAGAACACAGGGGACUCGAAAUACAGAAGCGGUAACCUUGCUUCUUGAUGUGAAGCGGCAGAGUGGGUUGACCUCAGCAAGACAGAUGCCAGUGGAAGAUUCAAAUACAAUACAGCAGAGACAUUCCUGCUGACUUAGAAGAUAGAAGCAGCCAAACUGUGAGAGGGCCAUAUGGCUGCAGAGGGAGAUCUCUCUGGAAGCUAAGGGUGACAGCUGGAUCCAAGGAGUUAAGUGACUUACAGCGUGACCCGCCUGCCCACUGUUCUGCUGGCCCUGUGGGAGAUGACUUGUUCCAUUGGCAAGCAACUAUUAUGGGGCCUCCUGACAGCGCCUAUCAAGGUGGAGUCUUCUUCCUCACUGUGCAUUUUCCAACAGACUAUCCUUUUAAGCCACCAAAGAUUGCUUUCACAACAAAAAUUUACCAUCCAAAUAUAAACAGUAAUGGCAGUAUUUGUCUCGACAUCCUGAGGUCACAGUGGUCGCCAGCUCUCACUGUAUCAAAAGUUUUAUUGUCCAUAUGUUCUCUACUUUGUGAUCCUAAUCCAGAUGAUCCGUUAGUACCAGAUAUUGCACAAAUCUAUAAAUCAGACAAAGAAAAAUACAACAGACAUGCAAGAGAAUGGACUCAGAAAUAUGCAAUGUAAAAUGAAAAAAAUUUUUCAUAAACCAGAGUACUGUAAAAUCUAGGUUUUUUUCAACAUUAGCAGUAAAUUGAGCACUGUUUACUGUUUCAUUGUACCAUGAAACUUUUUGAUUUUUACCCAUCGUAAGUGUGUUUCUGAAGCAAGACAAAACAAACUUCCAAAAAUAUCCAUAAGACUGUGAUGAGAGCAUUUAUCAUUUUGUAUGCAUUGAGAGACAUUUAUUAUGGUAUUUAAGAUACGUGGACACCCUACAUCUUCAGCUUACAAGAUCUACAAUGCAGCUGAAAAGCAACCAAAUUAUUUUUUGCUGAAACUAGAUGUUUUUACAUGAGAAAUACUGUAUGUGUUGUCUAAGAUGUCGUCACUUUUAUAAAUCUGUAUUCAGAUUUCAUUCUUUGUUAGUUCACUUUAUAAUUUGUAUUUUUUUACUGUAUAGACUAAAUAUAUUCUAUUUACAUGUAUGUCAACUCAUUACUUUUUUCCUGUGAACAGUAUUGAAAAAACCCAACAGCUGAUAAAUGAAUUAACUGUGUCUGCCAUGUCUUAGGAUUUUGUGUAGAUUGAUCGCAGAUUUCUUAAACCUGAAAUGAAAUGAUCUUUACACUGUAAUUCUCAGUAUACUGAUUAUGGAGAAACACUUGUUUUGAUUUUGUUAUACUUGACUUAACUUUAUUGCAAUGUGAAUUAAUUGCACUGCUAAGUAGGAAGAUGUAUAACUUUUAUUUGUUGCUAUUCACAUUUGAAUUUUUUCUGUAUAGGCAAUGUUAUAUUGACACCUUUUACAGAUCUUAAUGUAGCUUUUCCAUAUAAAUAAAAUGCUUUUUCUACUAUUUGUCUUGAUUACUUAAAAAAGUGAAAAUUACUUUAUAAGUAAGGA